This is a messenger RNA of Siniperca chuatsi (mandarin fish), 2986 nucleotides long. Its product is annotated as beta-1,4-galactosyltransferase 1-like. Gene Ontology annotation, molecular function: beta-N-acetylglucosaminylglycopeptide beta-1,4-galactosyltransferase activity; cytoskeletal protein binding. The coding region runs from base 930 to 2000 and encodes 356 amino acids. Lineage: Eukaryota; Metazoa; Chordata; Actinopteri; Centrarchiformes; Sinipercidae. The record is from RefSeq and is a predicted model, not a curated record. The transcript has 2 exons. Gene Ontology annotation, biological process: carbohydrate metabolic process; protein N-linked glycosylation.
ACAUACUCCCCUUACAGACCCUGCGAUUGGUUCGUUUGCACAUAAGUAGGAAGUCAACUGCAGUGUAGGAUACUUAUCACUGACGUUCCAGGGGAGAAGUUUACUCCAUGCGGGAAAACCCUCAAUCUUGUUCCUCUUAGCGAGGGACAACUCUGUCCUGCAAGCUGCAGUGUUUUAAAGGUUUAGCCCUCCUAGGAAAGACUAUUUCUACAAGAAUAGUGGCAACAGACAGGAUAACAGAGACGUCUACACGUUUCAAGGGGCAGGUGUGGACAAGUUUCAGCACCUGGGAUGUAUCUCAGAUUUACUCUGAAGGAUCUGGAUGAGGGCGUCUUUCAGGAUUGAGAGCUUGUGCUAGGUUCUUUGAGGACUUCUUGAAGGGUUGUGGAUAACCUGCUGGUCUGUCAGAUUUUACACAGGACACUCAGGAAAUUUCGCAAGCACUUUCACACACCAGUAGAGGGCCCUGUUUGACAACAUGCAGGAAGUAUUAUUAUUUCUCUAUUAUUAUUUAUAGUAGUGAUACUGUAUUUUUCAAAGCCAAUAACUAAGUCAUUUUUCUCAUAGAGCAUUACUUUUGUCUUGUUUUUGUUUCAUAGAAAUCUGUCUAAAAGUACUUGGAGAUAAUAUACAAAUUAAAGGAACUAAUAUAAUAGUAUUGUAGACAUACUCAGAUACACAUUAACACACUUUCAACUGAACCAGUCACUAGAUUCUGGGUAACUUAAAGAAAUGGGGGGAAAAACAUGAUUAAUUAUUAACAACAGGUGUGAGGCCCAGCCUGAUCAGCUGACUUGAACAAGGAAGUUGCUCAAACUUGUCUGGUUCCUCUUGUGUUUGGAACACCUUUGACUUGCAAAGAGAGAUGCAGGUAGCAGAGCUGUAGAGAGCGGUUGAGUAUACAGUAGUCAACUUCAGCGGUAGCAAAAAUGCUGAAAAACCUCUUUAACGUCCUAGCCCUUUUUGCUUUGCUCAGUCUGGCAUGUUUCGUUGUGCUUACAUUCUUCAACAAAAACGACACUUUUUUUCCUACGUCAUAUUACAUGGCAAAUGGAAACAACACCCUUUCCUCUGUGAUGAGGGGACAUGUGCGCCAGAUGUGGCAAAUGAAGAGUGAAGCCUCAAAAGCCAGCCCAGAGAAGACACCGAUACCUGUCCCUACGAACAAGACUUUGGGACCCUGCCCUGAGACCCCUCCAAAUCUUUUGGGUCCUCUCCAUGUGGAGUUUAAUAAUAAACAGACUUUGGAUGAGGUGAGAAAGAAGGUCAGUGCUCCUCUUCAGGAGGGAGGACGGUACAAACCACCAGACUGCAUCUCCAAACAGAAGGUGGCGAUCAUCAUCCCAUUCCGAAAUCGACAUGAGCACCUGAAGCAUUGGCUGUAUUACCUCCAUCCUAUAUUGAUGCGACAGCAGUUGGACUACAGUGUGUAUAUCAUCAACCAGGAUGGAGAGGGAGUGUUCAACCGGGCUAAACUGAUGAAUGCAGGCUAUGUUGAAGCACUGAAGGAAUAUGAUUAUGAGUGCUUUGUCUUCUCUGACAUAGAUCUGGUUCCUAUAGAUGACCGUAACCUCUAUAGAUGUUUUGACAAUCCCCGACACUUGGCUGUGGCUAUGGACAAAUUUAACUUCCAAUUACCCUAUAACACCUACUUUGGUGGGGUUUCUUCGUUGUCCAAGAACCAAUACUUGAAGAUUAACGGCUUCCCGAACACUUACUGGGGCUGGGGUGGUGAGGACGACGAUAUCUAUAGGCGAAUUAUCUUCCGUGGAAUGUCCAUUUCUCGACCUGACUUGGUGAUGGGAAAGUACAAAAUGAUUAAACAUGAGAGAGAUUUGCACAAUGAACCUAAUCCAAAAAAUCCUGAUAAACUGGCCCAAACCCAGUGGUCCAUGGAUAAAGAUGGAAUUAAUUCCCUCAAUUACACAGUCAAGGAGAUUGUGAAGGAUAUACUGUACACUUUUAUCAGUGUGGAUAUUCAGGCUCCGCCAAGCAAAUGAGGAUGGAACCUGUGGAUCUGGGACUGCUGUUGACUAUUGAUAAAAUGAACAUAAACUUUCUGAAUAGAAAGUACAGAGAUUCUUUCCAGUUUUUCUCAGUUGCCUUGGCACAAUCCUCAAGUGACAAUCAUUGUUCUCAAAAUAGAACGUCAAAUUAACUUUUCUCAUUGCUUUCACGUGUAAUUCAAAUGUAUAAGCCCAACUGUCUUUAAAUGAACCAGUGAUGAAUUGAGCUACUGCUGGUGAUGGAUUCAGACACAACAAGAGUCAACAGUCUGCUCGUGGAGAAGGAAAGAUGGGUAAGACUAUGUGGUGGUUUGUACAGGUGGACACAAGAGAUGUCACAACAGAGACAUUUUGGUAAUUGUUGCAUUCAGUAGAUUUCUGAGUAUUGCAAGGGCAAAUAUCACAUGCAGAGUAGAUGACAUAGAGGCCAGACAGGAGUGUUUAGUUGGCCAUUGAGGUGGCGAAGGGGUUUUAUGUUUUGUUUCUUAUUUAUACAAAAGUUACUGUUUUGUCAUGAUUUUGUUGUAUUGAGACAUUUCUCUUACUGUACAAUGCAAUACCAACUUAACAUUACUGUUACUGUUGAUGCUCACUGUGAAAUAUGGAACAUACUGGAAAGGUGUACACUGACAGUGAGAAGCCUGUGAAUAGACUUUUAGUUUAAACUUGUUUGCAUGAAAUGGUUUGAUGGGUACUUCUUGAGUCUCUUCCAUAGACUUUUGACUGUCCUGGGUUGAGAACGAAAAAUGGAAAAAAUUAUUUUGGUGAUGGGUUUACGGAUUUCAGUUAUUUGUGGCCUUUUGCAAUGAAGUAGAAUUCUGCACAAUUCAAACUGAUGUGAUUGUUGUAUCUAUGUUUUUUUUUUUUAACUGUAAAAAUGUGCUUAGCAAAUGAGAAGAACUGUUAUGACAUUUAUGUGCACAAUGGUCCAGCACUGAGCUUCACCAUGAACAUCAAAACUAAAUUGAACUUUAAGUAAG